Molecule: messenger RNA, 1291 nt
Organism: Copidosoma floridanum
Lineage: Eukaryota; Metazoa; Arthropoda; Insecta; Hymenoptera; Encyrtidae
Gene: geminin
Product: geminin DNA replication inhibitor
Biological process (GO): regulation of DNA replication
Source: RefSeq, a predicted model, not a curated record
UAGAGGGCUUUAGUGUACAAUUUGAAUCCGACCGUUGAAGAGUUUUUGUGUUAUGGGUUAUUUUGGAGCCGUUCAGAGUUUUAGUGCCACCGAAUAUAGCUGUUCUACUUUCGAGUUGACAAAGACAUCAUGAAAUCCGGAGGAGCUACAAAAGUUGCGGAUACCCAAACGGUCGUUUUAGAGAAAAAAGGGAGAAAGUCGUUACAUCCUUUGCAGCCAGCAGCUACAAAUAAAGAAAAUUUGGUUGGUGCUGGAAGAAAAUUACGUUCUUCGAGCAGUGGUAAAGACGCUAUAAAGAAUUCUAUGGCUGGUGAGAUGAAGAAAGACGUCAAAACUACUGCUGAGAAAACAGCACAAACGUUGAAAACGGAACCUGUGAAGAAAGUUAUCCAAAAACCAAAAAAUAGCCCUAAGAAAAAUAGCAAAGACGGAAAGAAGAACAUCAAGAUUUUCAAAGACAAAGCUGUUCAGCGCAAGCAUGAUGAAAGGCUUGAGAUUACGAGUAACGACCUCACCUCAAAUGCAGAGCCUAGUGAAAACUAUUGGAAAAUUUUGGCAGAAAGGAGACGUAUUGCCUUGCAAGAUGCAUUAGAAGAAAAUCAGAUACUUUCAGAACAACUAAAAGUGUAUAAGGAAAUGUUAAAUGAAUCUAGAGCUCUAGUCGAAGUGUUGAAGGACAUGAUCGGUGAAGACAGAAAUGAUAUUGAUAAUUCUCUCGAUGACAGUAGGUCUUAAUAAUAAGUACCUAAGUUAUUUCUUAGCAUGUAAAUAUUUCGUUUAAGUCGUACAAAUUAUGUUACUUUCUACUAAAGUUACUUAGCCUUAGUUACGUUAAUUUAUAAAGUAGAACUGACUGUCACAUUUUUAUAACUUUGUCAAAUAGAAUAAUAGAAGUAUGAUCAAUUUACCGCUUUCCUUAAAUGAACGUACAAAAUUAUAAGUCUUUGAGUUGUGGUGUUGGAUUUAAACUGACCAAGGUUUCUACAAAGAAACACUUAAAACAUAAAAUUAAUGUAAAAGUCAACAUAUUUUCAAUAGAAAUUUUUUUGUUUGAAUUUAAUUCCAAAAAUCACUCCUGCCAGUGUCAAAAUUUUGUAUAAAAUUACAUGAGGUAGUGAUUAUUGAAAGUUUUGAAUAGGUUUUUUGACACUUAUUCUGAAAGCCUUAUGAAAUUCCAUGAAAGGCCAAACGCAACUUUGGAAGCAUCAGUUGUUUAAAACCCAUGUAGUGGAUUUAUAUUUUAAUCUGUGAAUUUUGUUAAUUAUAAAGUUAUGUUAUUAUAAAUGCGGGA